UCCACAAGUCUUCCUUCCUAGGAUCAAAGCUUCCAGCGGAUUUGCGGCCUCGGCAUCUAUUAACCAUUCCAUCUGACAACACUCAGCAAAAAUGAAGCACAUCGCAGCUUACAUGCUCCUCCAGCUCGGCGGCAAGACGCCCUCGGCCGCUGAUGUCAAGGGCCUCCUCGACACGGUCGGAAUCGAGGCUGAUGAGGAGCGCCUCAACACGCUCAUCUCGGAGCUCGAGGGCAAGGACAUCGCCCAGCUCAUCACCGAGGGCCAGGAGAAGCUUGCUUCGGUUCCUUCGGGAGGUGCUGGUGGCGCUGCCGCGCCCGCUGCUGCUGCCGCCGGCGGUGCCGCCCCUGCCGCCGAGGAGAAGAAGGAGGAGAAGAAGGAGGAGGAGAAGGAGGAGUCGGACGACGACAUGGGCUUCGGCCUCUUCGACUAAAGGAUCGAAAGCACAUGCUCUCGAUGCCAUCCCUUCCUCUUUCCGAAGACUUCAAACAUGUUCAACAACUGCGCAUGUCAUCUUCUCUCAUCUCUUCUGUUGCGUGAUUCAAUUCAUCGUGAUGGAAGUGAAGUAACGUCUGAUCUUCUCGGACAAUUCUACUGUUACUGAAAUGGGCUUCGUAUCCUUGAUGAAGUCUGCAAUCCGGAUCCCGAGAGGUGCUUCUACGAAAUGGUGAGCCUCAUGAGAUAGCGAAAGCGGA
Molecule: messenger RNA, 692 nt
Organism: Acaromyces ingoldii
Lineage: Eukaryota; Fungi; Basidiomycota; Exobasidiomycetes; Exobasidiales; Cryptobasidiaceae
Product: ribosomal protein 60S
Exons: 2
Coding region: 92-430 (112 amino acids)
Biological process (GO): cytoplasmic translational elongation
Cellular component (GO): cytosolic large ribosomal subunit; ribosome
Molecular function (GO): structural constituent of ribosome
Source: RefSeq, a predicted model, not a curated record